CAAAUCAGAGACUCCAUUCCAUUCUGCAAGCUUAUCCUUAUCACGAAUAAGGAUAAUCCUUCCUUUGCAUCAAUGUCUCCAUCAACACACUCAUUAGCCUAAAAAACAGAGUGCUUCCCAGGCAAGCAAGCAAAGCCAAUCCAAGAUCGAUCCUGAUUCCCAGUCCAUUAUUGGACUGCAAAUCAUUCAUUUAGAAACAGACCUAGACCAGAGAAGUAGCCAAGAUAGGCUGACCAGACCAUUGCUAUCCUAAGUCCUAACCCUACCAAAAACCUUUUUUUUUUUUAAUUAACAAAUCUUACCACCACUCAUUGCCUAAAAUAGACUCGUUUAUUUCUUGUUCCCAUAUUUCUGGCAAACUCAAACACAGAAACAAUGGCUUCAGAUUCAGAUCAAGAACCAAAGCAACUCCAUGUUCUACUAGUAGUUAUCUUACAAGCCCACAUAAACCCCAUGCUCAGGUUCGCAAGGUGCUUAGCUUCGAAGCGCGUCCACGUCACUCUCGCCGCCACCGAAACCGUCAGAAACCACUUGCUCCACCGCUCCAACCUCUUCGCCACCGCAACCAAAGACUCCAUGAUUGAAUUCCAGUUCUUCUCCGACGGCCUCACCGCCGAGUUCGACCGUGACAAAAGCGCCGAGACCUUCGCCACCCUCCAAGCCGUCAGCGCCGAAAAUCUUUCCAAACUCAUCAGCAACUUCUCCACCAAGAAAUCAAAACUCUCCUGCAUCGUCUUCAACCCCUUCGCUCCAUGGGUCGCUGAUGUGGCCGCGGAGCACGGAACCCCCUGCGCAUUGCUCUGGAAUCAAGCCUGUGCAAUCUUCUCCAUCAACUACCGCUACUACAAGAAUUUACUAAACCCUUUUGAGCUCAUGGAGUGUCCGGGAAUUCCAAAUCUUCAAGUCAAUGAUCUUCCCAGCACUGUACUUCCUUCAACUCCGGUUCACUUCAGAAAACUGAUUUCCGAUUCAGCUCGGUGCGCCGAGAAGGCCAGCUGGGUGUUAGGGAACUCAUUUUACGAGCUUGAAAGAGAAAUCAUAGACUCAAUGGAAUGUCUGGUUCCGAUUUGGCCAAUCGGGCCGUUGGUCUCUCCAUUUCUGCUGGGAAAGAGUGAAGCAGAUGAUGAUACUUUGGAUUCUGCUGUCCACGCUGACGUGUGGGAAGCUGAAGAGUCGUGCAUAGAGUGGCUGGACAAGCAGACGCCGUGCUCUGUUAUUUACGUCUCGUUUGGAAGAGUGACUGUAUUGUCGCAGAAGCAGAUUGAUAAUAUUUCCACGGCGUUGAAGAACAGUGGCAAGCCGUUUCUCUGGGCUUUGAAGCCGCCGGCGGAAGGGUCUAAGAGGGAUUCCGGCGAACUGUCAUGUGGGUUCUUGGAAGAGACCAGAGAGAAGGGAAUCGUGGUCACAUGGUGCUCACAGGAGAAAGUGCUUAUGCACAAGGCUGUCGCAUGUUUUAUGACUCACGGCGGGUGGAACUCGACCCUCGAGACCGUGAUUUCAGGAGUGCCCGUGAUAGUUUAUCCGGAGUGGACGGACCAACCAACUAAUGCCAAGCUGUUAAGUGAUGUUUUCAAGGUGGGUGUGAGGGUUAGGAUCAAUGGCGAUGAAGAAGACGGGGUUGUUAGCGCAGAAGAAGUUGAAAGAUGCAUCGAGGAGGUUAUCGAUGGGCCAAGGGCAGCAGAAAUGAAGAAAAGGGUCAUGGAGUUUAAGGAAGCAGCAAACAAAACAUUGGAGGUUGGUGGUUCUUCUGAUCAGAAUAUUAAUGAAUUCAUCAAGGAAAUUUCUGCAAAAUCACUGCAACACUAGAUAUUGAUUCUACAGUAGAGUCGAACUCAACCAUUUUUGUUGAGUGUUAUUUAGGCCUGGCAACAGCAAACAAUAACACUGUUAUUGUUCUUGAUUAUUUGGUAGUCACUGUCAGUGAGACUGAGAAGUCGUUUUUUUGUUUAAAUAGUCCCGAACGCCAAAGUGUAACAUAAAAUGAAAGUUUUUUUUUUUUUU
This is a messenger RNA of Rosa rugosa (rugosa rose), 2001 nucleotides long. RefSeq names its product UDP-glycosyltransferase 84B2-like. The coding region runs from base 376 to 1806 and encodes 476 amino acids. The record is from RefSeq and is a predicted model, not a curated record. NCBI's taxonomy places the organism in Eukaryota, Viridiplantae, Streptophyta, Magnoliopsida, Rosales, Rosaceae. Gene Ontology annotation, molecular function: UDP-glycosyltransferase activity. The transcript has 2 exons.